AUCACCUCUCUUUGUACUUACCCACCGUAAGAAAGCCACUGAUACCCAAAAUUUCUAACCUAAAAAUCUCGCUUACUCAUUCCUCUUCCAAAACUUUUUAUAUCCGAUUUCUCUCUUUCAAUCAUCUACUGUUAUCCCCCAAAAACUACAGAUUCUUUCCUCUUCCAAAGUUUUUGAUAUCUGAUUUCUCUCUUUCAAUCAUCCAAAAUCUCUUUCUUCUUUAUACAAUACAGAAGAAAUUCGAAAAUUUGUUCUACAAUUAAGUUGUGGAACUAACAAUGGGUAAGACAUCUUUGCUUGAAUAUGUGAGAAAAUAUUCUGGAAAAUCUGUUGUUGAUACACUAACAGGUAACACAGCAGUUCGAAUAUCACCCCGAAAAUAUUAUAAAAAAGUUAUGGGUGAAACACCUAGUUUUGACUUAGGUGUAUUUUCACAAGAAGAAAAAAUCAAAAAAUCGAAUUCUAGGCAUGCAAUACCUGUAGUGAUUGAUGAAGGUUCGGUUUCUAAGAGGAAUGGUAAGGCACUUCGAGAUGAUUUUGAAGAGGAAGAAUUGGUAUUAAAAGCAAGAAAGAGGAGUAAAGUUAAUCACGAUACUAAAUCAAAAGAGAAUAAUAAGAUUGAUCCGGAUUUCGGCUCUCGUAAAGAUGAAUCUGAUCACAAGAGACAAAAGUUCUUUGUCAUGGAAGGUGUGAAAUGUGGUGUGACUCAUUGGCAAUCAUAUACAGAUGUUGAAGUACUGGAACACAGCAAGGAAAAUUUGCCAAGUGAGCAAUUAAAUUUGUUUAGGGAGUCAUGCUUUGGAUACUUCCUCGAUUUGCCCCCUAAUAUAUGUACACAACAUCAAAUGAUUAAUGUAUUGAUGAAAAGGGAGAUGAAUGACUAUUGUGCUGACAUUUUCUCUGUAGAGAUCAACAGUCAGAGGUUGAAUUUUGGUUUGCAUGAAUUUGGUAUAGUUACUUGUCAGGAUAAUGACCGGCACUUAGGAAUAACUGUCCCCAAGUAA
This is a messenger RNA of Nicotiana tabacum (common tobacco), 1004 nucleotides long. Lineage: Eukaryota; Viridiplantae; Streptophyta; Magnoliopsida; Solanales; Solanaceae. The record is from RefSeq and is a predicted model, not a curated record.